Messenger RNA from Talaromyces amestolkiae, 2493 nucleotides. RefSeq lists its product as uncharacterized. The coding region runs from base 1 to 2493 and encodes 830 amino acids. Gene Ontology annotation, molecular function: translation elongation factor activity. The record is from RefSeq and is a predicted model, not a curated record. Gene Ontology annotation, cellular component: eukaryotic translation elongation factor 1 complex. The transcript is spliced from 5 exons. NCBI's taxonomy places the organism in Eukaryota, Fungi, Ascomycota, Eurotiomycetes, Eurotiales, Trichocomaceae. Gene Ontology annotation, biological process: translational elongation.
AUGCUGAUGAAAGGGCACAUCACAAUGAAUUCUAACGACCUGGUACAACAGAAGUACAUUUCUGAGGCUCUAAAGCGCCAGCAGCUGGAGUGGGAUGCAAAACCGGAGGCUUUGAAUACAAAUGCAAAUGGUCACAAUGAACGCCUCCAACACUUGAGCGAUGACCCGUGGAUCGAUUAUGCUUCAUUGAAGUCACCAAUUCAUUCCGGUGAUAAUGUCAAGUUCCUCGUCAUAGGUGCCGGUAUGGGCGGGAUUCUUAUGGCUGUUCGUUUGAUACAAGCGGGUUUUUCCGCGGCAGAUAUACGCAUUGUCGACCCUGCAGGCGGACCAGGUGGUACAUGGUAUUAUAACCGAUAUCCUGGGCUUUACUGUGACACCGAUAGCUAUCUGUAUUUGCCGCUUCUGGAAGCGACGGGGUACAUACCAUCACAAAAAUAUGUUUCAGGGGUAGAAAUACGGAAAUACAUUACUCAGAUUAUUGACAAAUGGGACUUGGGAGGCUCAUUUAUGUUUGCAUCCAAGGUGGAGAAAUUGGAAUGGGACACUACAACACACCUUUGGAAAGUCAAUCUGAGGGUCCAAAGAGGCCCAAAAAAUUACCAGGAUGUCACAAACGUUACUUUCAAUGUCCGAUUUCCAAUCGCUGCUUUGGGCAGAUUUCGCGGCGCACAAGUAGCCCGGGUUGAAGGUCUUGCCGAAUUUGGCGGCUCCUUGUUCCACACCGCACGUUGGGACUAUAGUACGACCGGAGGGUCACCAGAAGAAUCAGCUCCCCGAAUGGAUAAACUAAAAGAAAAAACUGUGGGUAUUAUUGGGACUGGUGCAACAGCUAUCCAGGUCGUACCGGAGUUAGCCAGGUACGCAAAAGAGCUGUUCGUCUUCCAACGAACCCCAGCCGCCGUUUAUGCUCGGAAUAAUCGAGUUACUAGUGACGAGGAUUGGAGUCGUAUUGCAAGUGGUGACAGUUGGCAGGAAGCCCGUCAAGACAACAUGAUGGGACACUUAACCAAUACCUUCCCUCCAGGAACAGAAGAUAUAGUGGGUGAUGAAUGGACGAGCAAGAGGGCAUAUUCAGCUGCUAUUGGAGGUCCCCGACCUGAAGGAGUUACGAGGGCAGAGCAUGUUCAGGAUUUAUAUGCAGAUUCAUUUCGUUUGGAUGCUGAAUCCAGAUCUCAACUACGGACUCGUGUAUCAAAUGUAGUCAAAGAUCGAAGCACAGCUGAGCAGCUUACACCAUGGUAUCCGGUGUGGUGCAAACGGCCAACAUUCAGCGAUACCUAUCUCCAGGCUUUCAAUGAGCCGCAUGUGCACCUAGUCGACACAGACGGCAAGGGCGUCCGGAGAGCCUCUAUGAAGGGCCUUGUAGUCGGAGAGACUGAAUAUCCGUUGGAUGUAUUAGUUUUGAGUACUGGCUAUGAAUCUCGUGUGUCCAGUCUCAACAUUGAGUCUGCCGGACACUUCACAGUGCUCGGCCGUGGUGGUCGUACGAUGACAGAAAAGUUUGAUGUCCAAGGUACAACUACGUUGCACGGAUGCUGCUCUAAUGAGUUCCCCAAUUUCUUUUGGAUCGGUGCCAGCCAGACGGCUGCCCCUGUAAGCUAUACGCAAUUAUCCGAGAUCAUGUGCCAACAUAUCUGCUACAUCAUAACGGAAGCGCACAAGCGGGCCGGCGACAAUGUCAAUUUCCUGAUUGAGCCUUCUAUAGACGCUGAAGAAGAUUGGAGUGUCAAGAUCAUGAACGGUGCAUUACGAUUUGCCGCGAUCACGGCCUGUACCCAAGGCACCCUCAACACCGCUAUUCUAGAUAUACAAAAUGAUAGUAUUUCUGAGGUAGUCAAAAAGCGAGCACUGCUUAACACCUGGGUGACCACCCGAUCCUACAUUGUCUCUUUUACUCCCACCCAGGCCGAUGUUUCUGUGUUCAAGGUCGUUACCACCGCGCCUGACCCUGCUAAGUACCCUCACGCCGCUAGAUGGUACAAGCAUAUCGCUUCGUACGAGUCUGAGUUCGCCACCUUGCCUGGCGAUCCGUUGAAGCCUUAUACAACCUAUGGACCUGAUAUCAUCGAAGAUAAGACCGCCGCCACCACUAGCGGUGAUAAUGACGAGGAGGAGGAAGAUCUAUUUGGUAGCGAUGAGGAGGAGGAGGACCCCGAAGCAAUUCGUCUUAGGGAAGAGCGUCUAGCUGCUUAUAAAGAAAAGAAAGCAGCUAAGCCCCAGCCUUCUGCUAAGUCCAUCGUUACGCUGGAAGUCAAGCCUUGGGAUGAUGAGACCGAUAUGGAUGCCCUAGAAGCAUCAGUUCGCAGCAUUGAAAAGGAUGGUCUAGUCUGGGGCGCUUCCAAAUUGGUCGCAGUCGGAUUCGGCAUUAAGAAACUACAGAUUAACCUCGUUGUCCAGGAUGAAAAGGUGUCAACCCUCGAUCUCCAGGAGGAGAUUGAAGGCUUCGAUGAAUACGUCCAGUCUUCGGAUGUUGUUGCCAUGUCGAAGCUGUAA